UUCCCCUUCUCUUCCUUCUCGCCCAAAUCCCACCGCCAUUGUUGAUUUCUUGAGCUCCGCCUCUCCACCCCAUCCAAUGUGACCACCAAUACCCUAGCCACGGGUCUCCAUGCCUCCGCCACGCCCCUCCGUCCUCUCCCUCCUCCUCCUCGUCGCCGUCCUCCUCCCGCCCGCCGCCGCGGCGGCCAUGCACCGCCACACCUCCGCAUCCACCCCCACCCCCGCCCCACCCGCCUCCUACCUCCGCGUGUCGUGGGCGAGCAACCUCACGCUCCUGGGCUCGGCCUCCCUCCUCCCGGGCGCGACGGCCGUCGCGCUCACCACCCCGUCCCGCGACGGCGUCGGCGCCGGGCGCGCCCUCUUCUCGGAGCCCGUCCGCCUCCUCGUGCCCUCCUCCACCGACCCCGCCUCCUUCUCCACCCGCUUCACCUUUCGCAUCACGCCCGCACCCACCUACGGCGACGGCCUCGCCUUCCUCCUCACCUCCUCCCGCACAUUCCUCGGCGCCUCCAACGGGUUCCUCGGUCUCUUUCCCUCCUCCUCCGCCUCCGACGAGGGCGAGGCCGACCUCCACGGCGUCACCACUGUCGCCGUCGAGUUCGACACCCACCGCGACGUGGCGCUGCGCGACCCCGACGGCAACCACGUCGCGCUCGACGCCGGGUCCAUCUUCUCCGUCGCGUCCGCGAGCCCCGGCGUGGACCUCAGGGCAGGGGUGCCCAUCACCGCUUGGGUGGAGUACCGCGCGCCGCGCCGCCGCCUCAGCGUGUGGCUCUCGUACUCGCCAUUCCGCCUCCCCGAGAAGACCGCCCUCUCUGCUGACGCCGACCUCUCCGGGCUCCUCCGCACAUUCAUGUACGCCGGCUUCUCGGCGUCCAAUGGCAACGGCGCGGCGCUUCAUGUCGUUGAGCGCUGGACCUUCCGCACCUUCGGCUUCGCCAACUCAUCCCACGCUUCGCCACCGUCUGAGCCCCCAGCGCCGCCCAACAAACCACUGCUGCCGCACAACAAACCACUGUUGCUUACAGGAAACCACCAGCACCAGCACCACCACCACAACCUAUUGUACAAGGUGCUUGGUGGAGUCCUCGGUGGCGUGGUCGUACUGGUAUUUGUUAUCGGUGGCUCUGUUGUUUGGCUCUCUAGGCCAAUUGGCCACCAAAGUGAAGAACGUAAGGUGCCGAGCGAAGACAAGCCUUAUGGGACGAUGUCUAUGGAGGUGGUGCGUGCAGCAACAAAGGGCUUCAACAGUGGCAAUGUGAUCAGCAUUGGCGGCUCCGGUGCCACUGUGUAUGAGGGGGUGCUCCAAUCUGGUUCAAGAGUUGCUGUCAAACGGUUCCAGGCUAUUUGGCCAUGCACGAAAGCAUUUGUGAGUGAGCUUGCAGCAAUGCUCAACUGCCCAAAUCACCCCAAUCUCGUGCGGCUUGCUGGGUGGUGCUGCAGUAAGGAUGAGCUCGUGCUUGUUUAUGAGUUCAUGCCCAAUGGGAAUCUUGACUGUGCACUGCACACAAUGGGUGGAGCAACACUUCCCUGGGAGGCACGAUUCAGGGCAGUGCUUGGUAUCGCCUCAGCGCUUGAAUAUCUGCAUGAUGGGUGUGAUCACCGGAUUCUACAUCGUGAUGUCAAGUCAUCUAAUGUGCUACUUGAUGCAGAGUUCAAUGCCCGACUGGGUGAUUUUGGGCUUGCUCGUUUAGUGAGCCACGGUGGAUUACCACACACAACACAGCCAGCUGGCACACUUGGCUACCUUGCUCCAGAGUAUGUGCAUUCAGGUGUUGCAACAGAGCGGUCUGAUGUGUACAGUUUCGGUGUGCUUGCUCUGGAGGUGGCCACUGGCCGAAGGCCCACAGAGAGGGGAAUCUCUGUUGUUGACUGGGUGUGGGUUCUAUGGGGUCGUCGGAGGCUGGUUGAUGCUGCAGACCAGCGGCUUCAGGGCCGAUUUGUUGCAGAGGAGAUGCGGCGGGUUCUGCUUGUGGGUCUCUCUUGUGUGCAUCCAGACUGCAGGAAGCGGCCUGGCAUGCGAAGGGUAGUCAAGAUGCUUGACGGGACUGCACCCUUGACACUGGUGCCAGAUAAGAAACCACCCGUUAUGCUCCAGACACAAGUAAAUCAAGCUUCGUCAAUGAACUCUGUGGAUACUAUCAAUACUGCAUUCUAUAGCUGUCGCUGAAUUUUAAUAGGUUUGUAAAGAGCAGCAUCUGAUUCAUAUGUAGUUGUGUUGGUACUUAACUUUUCCAAUGCUCUUUUGUGAAACAUGAGGUUAUAAGCUAAUGUUGUGGUUGUUAUAUAAUGUUGUCGGGUGUUGGGACACAAUACCACGUGUGCACAGAAAGGUGAAUAAAUAUUGUUAUGUGGUGCAAA
Setaria italica (foxtail millet) is the source of this 2361-nucleotide messenger RNA. Its product is annotated as L-type lectin-domain containing receptor kinase S.6-like. Gene Ontology annotation, biological process: protein phosphorylation. Gene Ontology annotation, molecular function: carbohydrate binding; ATP binding; protein kinase activity. The record is from RefSeq and is a predicted model, not a curated record. Lineage: Eukaryota; Viridiplantae; Streptophyta; Magnoliopsida; Poales; Poaceae. Gene Ontology annotation, cellular component: plasma membrane.